This is a messenger RNA of Raphanus sativus (radish), 1081 nucleotides long. RefSeq names its product transcription factor bHLH115. Gene Ontology annotation, molecular function: protein dimerization activity; DNA-binding transcription factor activity. The coding region runs from base 192 to 878 and encodes 228 amino acids. NCBI's taxonomy places the organism in Eukaryota, Viridiplantae, Streptophyta, Magnoliopsida, Brassicales, Brassicaceae. The transcript is spliced from 5 exons. The record is from RefSeq and is a predicted model, not a curated record. Gene Ontology annotation, biological process: regulation of DNA-templated transcription; intracellular iron ion homeostasis.
GAUUGGUGGGCCAACAGUGUAUAUGACAUCCAUGAAAAAGAGAGAUUGAAAUAUAUUUAAAAUCGAAACCGAUUGAAAGAGAGUUUCUACUACCACCAAUAUCCUUCACUUUUCUCACACAUUGUCUAUUUCAGAUUCGUCGACCCUUUUUCGGAAGCAGCCGCCGCGUUUUUGGUUUGGGGUUUGUAGAAAUGGUGUUUCCGGAGAACACCAACUGGCUCAGUGAUUACCCUUUGAUUGAUGGUGUUUUCUCUCAUCAUCAGAGUCCCACUUUCCCUUGGCAGAUCCAUGGCUCAGCAGCUACUACUGUCAGUGUUGAGGAAGUUGAUGGCUUCCUUUGUGAUUCAGAUGUGAUCAAAGAACCUGGCUCAAAGAAAAGAAUCAAACCGGAAUCUUGCGCUGGUUCUAGCUCGAAAGCCUGUAGGGAGAAACAAAGACGUGAUAGGCUAAAUGACAAGUUUACGGAAUUGAGUUCCGUAAUGGAACCUGGGAGAGCCCCCAAAACAGACAAGGUUGCUAUCAUCAGUGACGCCAUUCGCAUGGUGAAUCAAGCAAGAGACGAAGCAAAGAGAUUGAAAGACUUGAACUCAGGCCUCCUGGAGAAAAUCAAGGAGUUGAAGGAGGAGAAGAACGAGCUGCGUGAUGAGAAACAGAAGCUGAAGAUUGAGAAAGAGAGAAUCGAGCAGCAACUCAAAGCAGCUAUUAACACGUCACGGCCUUGUUUCUUACCAAACCCGCCAACACUCUCUCAAGCUCAAACUCCUGGAAGCAAGCUUGUGCCUUUCACAACUUACCCCGGCUUUGCCAUGUGGCAGUUCAUGCCUCCUGCUGUUGUUGAUACCUCACAGGACCAUGUCCUUCGUCCUCCGGUUGCUUAGAAAAGCUGCCCUCUUUGUUAACUUUUUUUUUUCUGAUAUAAUGGUUCUCCCAUUCUGGAGACAAUCCUAUGCAAACUUGUAUUGUGAUUUAUGAUCAUCAUGCGAUUAAUUUGCAUGUAAAAUGGAAAUAAGCAUAUGCGCUAACUGUGCAAAAUGUUGUUAACAUUGAAAAUAAUUGUUCUACAGAUUGUGAAUUUUAUGAA